CGUCACUUCCGAUCUCAACAGGAAGUGAGGUCAACCCGGAGGCUUUCCCGGGAGUUCAGCGUUUGCCGCAGGUGAAGUCGUCUUCCUGGACGGGCACUGUCCCUGUCCCUGUCCCUGUCCAGGGCUGCUGCAAAGGCCCUGGGAUCCGGGGACUCGAACCCGCGGGGGCCCAGGGCGGCAGGGGAGGAGCCGGCAGCGAGGCUGCUGGGUGUCCGGAGUCCCGAGUGUGUUUGCUCUCCCAGUUGUUCACCCCCAGCUCUAGAUCUCGGACGUGUCUGCGCUCCUGCCCCAACUACCCCGGUCCCGUGUCUGAAAGAAGACCCCUCACAGAAAACAUUCUCCUGGCCGGCUUCCGUUCACGCCCAAGCCCCUCGGAGCUCUGCCAAGACCUCCCUGGGAUCUUUCAGCGACUUUUGAGUUGCCAGAGGCCUGGGGUGUUCUGUGUUAAGCUGCUGUCCCAGAGGUGCUGGGCAUUAUGGGAAAUCAGCUGGCUGGCAUCGCUCCUUCCCAGAUCCUGUCUGUAGAGAGUUAUUUCUCAGACAUCCAUGACUUUGAGUAUGAUAAGAGCCUGGGAAGCACUCGGUUUUUUAAAGUCGCUCGAGCCAAGCACCGGGAAGGCCUGGUGGUUGUGAAGGUCUUUGCAAUUCAGGAUCCCACGUUACCCUUAACUAGUUAUAAACAGGAGCUGGAGGAACUGAAAAUCAGGCUCCACUCCGCCCAGAACUGCCUCCCCUUCCAGAAAGCAGCAGAAAAGGCGUCUGAGAAAGCAGCCAUGCUGUUCCGGCAGUAUGUGAGAGACAACCUCUACGAUCGCAUCAGUACCCGCCCGUUCCUAAACAACAUCGAGAAGCGCUGGAUCGCCUUCCAGAUCCUGACGGCCGUGGACCAAGCGCACAAAUCUGGAGUCCGCCACGGAGACAUCAAGACAGAGAAUGUGAUGGUCACCAGUUGGAACUGGGUCCUCCUAACCGACUUCGCCAGUUUUAAGCCCACGUAUCUUCCCGAGGACAACCCAGCGGAUUUCAACUAUUUCUUUGACACCUCGAGAAGGAGGACAUGCUACAUAGCUCCCGAGCGCUUCGUUGACGGUGGGAUGUUCGCCACCGAGUUAGAGUACAUGAGAGACCCCUCAACCCCGCUUGUCGACCUGAAUAGCAAUCAGAGAGCGCGGGGAGAGCUGAAGAGAGCCAUGGACAUCUUUUCGGCAGGUUGCGUGAUAGCUGAGCUCUUUACGGAAGGCGUACCUUUGUUUGAUCUCUCUCAGCUGCUGGCGUAUAGAAACGGACAUUUUUUCCCUGAACAAGUGCUAAACAAAAUUGAAGAUCGCAGUAUCAGAGACUUGGUAACUCAGAUGAUUAACCGUGAGCCCGAGAAGCGUUUGGAAGCUGAGGACUACCUGAAGCAGCAGCGAGGCAACGCCUUCCCUGAGAUAUUUUAUACUUUCCUUCAGCCUUACAUGGCCCAGUUCGCCAAGGAAACCUUUCUCUCUGCAGAUGAGCGGAUUUUGGUUAUACGGAAAGAUUUGGGCAACAUUAUUCACAACCUCUGUGGACAUGAUUUGCCAGAAAAAGCAGAAGGGGAGUCCAGGGCCAGUGGUCUGGUUGUCCUGGUGUCCGUGAUAACGUCCUGCCUGCAGACACUGAAGUCCUGCGACUCCAAACUGGCCGCCUUGGAGCUCAUCCUGCAUCUGGCCCCCAGACUGAGCGUCGAGAUCCUUCUGGAUCGCAUCACUCCCUACCUGUUGCAUUUCAGCAAUGACUCUGUCCCAAGAGUGCGGGCUGAAGCCCUGAGGACACUCACCAAAGUCCUUGCCCUUGUCCAAGAGGUUCCUCGCAACGAUGUCAAUAUCUAUCCAGAGUAUAUUCUCCCCGGCAUAGCCCACCUGGCCCAGGAUGACGCUACCAUCGUCAGACUGGCCUACGCUGAAAACAUAGCUCUGUUGGCCGAGACGGCUCUGCGAUUCCUGGAGCUUGUGCAGCUGAAAACUCUCAACAUGGAGAACGAGCCCGAUAACGAGGAGGUAGAUGAAGCCACGCGUCCUAACGGAGACUAUGACACAGAGCUCCAGGCCUUGCAUGAGAUGGUCCAGCAGAAGGUGGUCACGUUGCUAAGCGACCCUGAGAAUAUCGUGAAACAGACGCUGAUGGAGAGUGGGAUCACACGCUUGUGCGUCUUCUUCGGACGCCAGAAGGCCAACGACGUUCUCUUGUCCCACAUGAUCACUUUCCUCAAUGAUAAGAAUGAUUGGCACCUGCGUGGAGCUUUCUUUGAUAGCAUAGUCGGUGUGGCUGCCUACGUUGGCUGGCAGAGCUCCUCUAUCCUCAAGCCCCUGCUCCAGCAAGGCCUCAGCGAUGCUGAGGAGUUUGUCAUCGUGAAAGCUCUCAAUGCCCUGACCUGCAUGUGCCAGCUAGGGCUGCUGCAGAAACCCCAUGUCUACGAGUUCGCCAGUGAUAUUGCUCCCUUCCUGUGUCACCCUAACCUGUGGAUACGCUAUGGCGCUGUGGGAUUUAUCACGGUGGUAGCUCAUCAGAUCAGUACUGCUGAUGUCUACUGCAAGCUCAUGCCGUAUCUUGACCCGUAUAUUACACAGCCAGUGAUACAGAUUGAGAGGAAGCUGGUCCUGCUCAGUGUGCUAAAGGAGCCGGUGAGCCGCUCCAUAUUUGACUAUGCUCUGAGGUCGAAAGACAUCGCCAGCUUGUUCAGACAUCUCCACAUGCGCCAGAAGAAGCGAAAUGGCUCUCUUCUCGACUGCCCUCCACCUGAGGACCCCACCAUAGCGCAACUUCUGAAGAAGUUGCUCUCACAGGUGUGCGCCUUCCUCAAGCCUCAGGGGAUGACUGAAGAAGAGGAAGAUAAACUUCUGGCACUGAAGGACUUCAUGAUGAAAUCAAAUCGAGCCAAAGCUAAUGCGGUAGACCAGAGCCACCUCCACGACAGCAGCCAGAAAGGUGUAAUCGACUUGGCCGCCUUAGGCAUCACUGGGAGACAAGUUGAUCUUGUUAAAACCAAACAAGAACCAGAUGAGAAACGUGCUAGGAAACAUGUGAAACAAGACUCCAAUGUAAAUGAAGAGUGGAAAAGCAUGUUUGGGUCAUUGGAGCCACCGAAUAUCCCACAGGCCCUGCCUAAAACCAGUGACCAUGAGGUUGUUCAGCCUGGGAAGCCACCUCGCUCUGAGUCCUCUGCUGGUAUCUGUGUCCCUUUGUCAACGUCUCCACAGGUCUCAGAAGCAGCUCACAUCCCAAGUAAGAAGCCUGUGAUCCCGGUUGUGAGUAGCACGGUCCUGCCGUCCACUUACCAGAUCCGCAUCACCACGUGCAAGACUGAACUUCAGCAGCUCAUACAGCAGAAGAGGGAGCAGUGCAACGCGGAGCGCAUAGCCAAGCAGAUGAUGGAGAAUGCCGAGUGGGAGAGCAAGCCACCUCCACCUGGGUGGCGUCCUAAAGGGCUGCUAGUUGCACAUCUUCAUGAGCACAAAUCUGCUGUGAAUCGCAUCAGAGUCUCUGAUGAACACUUACUUUUUGCAACAUGUUCAAAUGAUGGCACAGUGAAGAUCUGGAACAGCCAGAAGAUGGAGGGGAAGACCACCACAACGCGGUCUAUUCUCACGUACAGCCGAAUUGGAGGACGAGUCAAGACGCUAACGUUUUGCCAAGGCUCCCACUACUUGGCCAUAGCAUCUGAUAAUGGUGCUGUCCAGCUUCUUGGAAUUGAGGCGUCUAAGUUACCCAAGUCUCCUAAAAUUCACCCUCUACAAAGCAGGAUUCUGGAUCAGAAGGAAGAUGGCUGUGUGGUGGACAUGCAUCACUUCAACUCCGGGGCACAGUCCGUUCUUGCCUAUGCCACGGUGAAUGGCUCUCUGGUUGGAUGGGAUCUCAGGUCUUCAAGCAACGCGUGGACAUUAAAGCAUGACCUAAAGUCAGGCCUCAUCACUUCCUUUGCCGUGGACAUCCACCAGUGCUGGCUGUGCAUAGGCACGAGCAGCGGUGCCAUGGCGUGUUGGGACAUGAGGUUCCAGUUGCCCAUCUCCAGUCACUGUCAUCCCUCCAGAGCUCGCAUCCGGCGCCUCUCCAUGCACCCCCUGUACCAGUCCUGGGUAAUCGCAGCUGUUCAGGGCAACAAUGAAGUCUCCAUGUGGGACAUGGAAACUGGCGACAGGAGACUGACUCUCUGGGCCAGCAGCGCACCGCCACUGUCUGAAUUACAGCCUUCACCGCACAGCGUCCAUGGCAUCUACUGCAGCCCUGCAGAUGGAAACCCUAUCCUGCUGACCGCUGGCUCAGACAUGAAAAUAAGGUUCUGGGACUUGGUUUCCCCAGAGAGGUCCUAUGUUGUUGCGGGAAGUACAGGUUCCCCGUCUGUCUCCUACUACAAGAAGAUAAUAGAAGGCACCGAGGUCGUCCAGGAAAUUCAGAAUAAGCAGAAGGUUGGACCGAGUGAUGAUACCCCUCGGAGGGGCCCGGAGUCUCUGCCUGUGGGACAUCAUGACAUCAUCACAGACAUUGCCACCUUCCAGACCACUCAGGGCUUCAUUGUGACUGCUUCUAGAGACGGAAUUGUGAAGGUGUGGAAAUAAGUCCUGCCGACUUGUAUAAAAUGCUGUAAAAUUCGAAAUGUACCAUAGCUCAGGACACGAAGGACUUCUAGAGAACAAACGUGGGUUUUGAAGUGACUGUUACUGUUUCAUGGCUGAGCAAAUCCCAGCCACAGUGGGGAAGGAUGUAGGCAUGGUGACUUUCUUCAUGUGCAUCUCUGAAGAACUGGCCAGAUAGCACAACCUGGGAGCGCUUGCUGCAUAUGGAACAGAACAGGUGAGAAGUGUAAAAAGGGAAGAUGACCCGGCCAGUUUAUUUUCUAUGGAAAUGAUUGUAAGCCGUUAUGUAAACACACUUUUGUUAUUAUAAAUGCUAUUCAAACUCAAGUAAACUCUUAUUCAAGCAU
Messenger RNA from Mus musculus (house mouse), 4941 nucleotides. It is a transcript of the gene Pik3r4, whose product is annotated as phosphoinositide-3-kinase regulatory subunit 4. Gene Ontology annotation, molecular function: ATP binding; protein serine kinase activity; protein kinase activity. Gene Ontology annotation, biological process: macroautophagy; autophagosome maturation; regulation of cytokinesis. Lineage: Eukaryota; Metazoa; Chordata; Mammalia; Rodentia; Muridae. Bases 476 to 4576 code for a protein of 1366 amino acids. The record is from RefSeq and is a predicted model, not a curated record. Gene Ontology annotation, cellular component: autophagosome; membrane; cytoplasm. The transcript has 20 exons.